Xiphias gladius (swordfish) is the source of this 1711-nucleotide messenger RNA. RefSeq names its product thiamin pyrophosphokinase 2 (gene tpk2). Gene Ontology annotation, molecular function: 8-oxo-dGDP phosphatase activity. The transcript is spliced from 8 exons. The record is from RefSeq and is a predicted model, not a curated record. Bases 182 to 1084 code for a protein of 300 amino acids. Lineage: Eukaryota; Metazoa; Chordata; Actinopteri; Istiophoriformes; Xiphiidae.
UCUGGAGCAGUUUGGGAAGCCACGAAGAAGAACAAGACAUGCGCAUCAAUGCGAACCGCUGUGAGGAAAUGAUGGCGUCCAGUUAGUGUGAAUAUUAGCCCAUUCAUACAAUUAGUUUGACUCAAACGCAUUUAUUUUAAGGGCGCACUAGAAGGGGUUUGUUGACACACAGUAAUUUAAAAUGGCUAACUCUGCCUGGUCAGAAAAAAUACACAAACUCCUCUGCCGAAUGAAUAACUUUUAUUUACCAGGCUCCUGUCGCGCUGACUGCUGUAAGUUUGAGAUAGACGGAGUACAGGUUGGUUGGAUCCCUCCGCAUGUAGCCUCGCUGUUGACACGGUAUCCAGAAGUUUUUUGUCCGCCACGCGAUGGUGCAGUGUCACUGUGUCACAGUCUGGACACAUACGAGAGGAGAUCUAAGGCUGUGGACGCUGUCCUGCAAACUCUCAGACAGAACGGCUCUCUGACUUGCCUUAAAGGGUGGAGAGAUGAGAAAUUCAGUGUGAUGCCAAAAUUCUCAGACCCUCCUUUAUUGUGGAUGGAAAGAGCAGCUACAAGUCUUUUUGGGAUAAAGCGGUUUGGAGUCCAUAUCAAUGGUUACACUGUAAGUGACAGUGGGGAAGUCAGCAUGUGGUUGGCACGACGCUCCCCAACUAAGCAGACAUACCCUGGACUACUCGAUAAUGUGGCAGCAGGUGGUCUGGCUGCUGGUGUUGGCAUCAAACACACUCUUGUAAAAGAAUGUCAGGAGGAAGCAUGUAUCCCAGCAGCCAUUGCUGAGAAGGCUCAGCCUGUAACCACUGUAAGCUACACCUACGAGGAUGAAGAGGGAGUGUUCGUAGAAAGUCAGUUUGUCUUUGAUUUGGAGCUUCCUCUCGAGUUCAAACCCAGAGUAGGGGAUGGGGAGGUGCAAGAUUUCUACCUCUUGCCUAUUGAUAAGGUGAAAGAACUGCUGGCCAGCGAUGAUUUCAAACCCAACUCUGCUAUGGUGGUCUUGGACUUCCUCAUUAGACACUCAUUUAUUGAGCCUGACACAGAGCCAUUCUAUCAGGAAUUUGUGGCAGGACUCCAUCAGACUUUAUAGAGUGAAGCUGAGGACUGAACCUAUUGUCAGAGGGCAAGACACCACGAGCUCUUACAUUAUUUACAUUUAUGGCAGCAAAUUGCCUCACAGAAAUCAAGCUAAGUGUUGUGUUCUCAGUUUUUGCUUUGAGAGAACAUCCAUCUGGAUUUGGAUUUGGUACUGACUUUUAACAGGGUGAUCCUGUCAUCUCCAAAUCUUUUGCUGUGCAAAGAUAGACAUCAGACUGUCUAAACUGUCCAAUUUUUGACUGUCUUAUGAAGUGUGAGUAAAUAGGGAUUUUUUUUAAACUAAAAUUUUGCAAUAUAGAACAUUUUAAAAUAUGAAUAGAAUUAGUCCUAUGUACAGGUGCCCAGUUACUCAUAAUAACUCCUGUAUAACUUCAUAUGUCAACAAAAUGAUCAUAUAAAAACAGAGACAUGAAUACAAUGUACGUCAAAAUGCUCACCUAACUUCUGGCUCAUUUCCCUAUGUGUAUUUAUGAUUUGUAACAUGUUUAUAACUCAUUAACUAGACUAUCCAUCUUAAUGAGCUUACAUACAGUUAAUCAGUGUGCAAGUCUGAGAAAUUUAAUAUUUUAAUUAAUGUUAUGCUGUAUUCAGUUGAUGAGUUAAGAUAUACAAUGGGCAU